AUGGGUGACUUAAAAAGAGUUGGGUUAGCGGAUCAAUCGAAUAAGCAUCGUAUAAAGUAAAGAAUUUAUCGAUUAGUAUAACAACAACAAAAAGAAAAAAAAAUUAAAUAAAAAUUUAGAAAAUCUUAAUAAAAAAAGGAAUAAUAAUACCAUAUAAAAAAUAAGAAUAAAAGAAGAAAAGAAAAAAUUUUAAGUAUAAAAAAUAAAGUAAGAAAAAAGAGUGUGGCAAACAAAGCAAAAAGGCAAGCAAGUCAAUAGGAAUUCAAGGAGAGACUGAAUAAAUAUUUUUGGCGAUAAGUAAUCUACUUUAAAAACAAAAGCAUCUGA
This is a messenger RNA of Tetrahymena thermophila SB210, 327 nucleotides long. RefSeq lists its product as hypothetical. The record is from RefSeq and is a predicted model, not a curated record. The transcript is spliced from 2 exons. Lineage: Eukaryota; Ciliophora; Oligohymenophorea; Hymenostomatida; Tetrahymenidae.